Molecule: messenger RNA, 5614 nt
Organism: Haliotis rubra (blacklip abalone)
Lineage: Eukaryota; Metazoa; Mollusca; Gastropoda; Lepetellida; Haliotidae
Product: WD repeat-containing protein 64-like
Exons: 31
Coding region: 389-3850 (1153 amino acids)
Molecular function (GO): protein binding
Source: RefSeq, a predicted model, not a curated record
CGGUGAUUUUGACUUUGUGUAAACAGCUCCCGAAACUCGAUCGGUCCCACCGGUUCGAUUUCAGCUGAUUUCGCUGACAACUAGAUGUACACACCAACUGCUACCCGACCCUCUCAGGUGAAGGUACCCCACUCACUGUCGCUUAUCUGGGGGUAAUCUUCUCCCGUCAGCGGCGCUACCGCAUAUCGGCGGGCAAGGGAGAUUAGCUCCGUUGCUAGGUCGCGUUAGUCUUCGCACGAGUAGAGCUGGAGAAUAUCGAAGCACGGUGAACGGUGUCAAUGGUUUUAGUCAACUGAAAUUUCAGGAUGGUGUGUUACACACUGACGGAUGGGGGAAGGACCUGUUUGUAAUGGGACCCAGGUGUGUUUGAGAGGGGGACAGAUUCAAGAUGUCGUUGUACGGAGGAGAAUCCGCCGUGGAGGGACGUCCCUACACUCUCGGGACGUUUCAGCACAAACUCAACAAGUUUGAGGAUUUAAUCAAGGAUAUGACAUACCAGGGGGCAGAGGCUACACCCGAGGAGCGCCGACAGAUGAUUGCAGAAAACCUGAGGUAUGAUCAGUUCUGCGAGAAGAUACGAGAAUUAUUUGGAUCUGACAUCAAGAACCAAGAUUUGAAAGCGGUCUACAGGAAGAUCUCCACAAACCCGGAUGCCAAGGUUGACUGGAGCGAGCUGUUCGGGUACUUCCAGUCUGGGGUGGAAGAGGAAGAGAUGACGGUGGGGGAAGAGGUCAGCGUCUUCAUGGUGUCCAAGAGGAGGAGAAUAGGAGAGGCUGCAGGUGACCGUAAGAGACGAGACACUGUUCAGUGUCUGAAGUACGUCCCCGCCAUUGAUGCUUACGUCACGGUGUCACAGAAGGGCGCCCUCUCUAUAUGGACAAACAAGCUUCGGCUACAGGCCUGUAUCGACAUCAAUGAGCCAGCGUGGGCAACCGGCUGUGACUACCUCCCCGUGCUCCGGAGGGUGGCGUGUUGUACAGAGAGGAGCAUCGCCCUGUGGGACAACAGAGCAAAGGGCAAGAAUCAGCAAAUCUUUACAAUCAAGCCUAUUGAGCACUCGCCCCAGUGCAUGACCAACAUCCCCACGUCCACCACACCUCACGAGGACAGGAUUCUCUUCGGCGACGACCAGGGCUACGUGAACCUCCUCACCAUCUCCGCCAAAGACAUGACGAUGAAGAACUCAAAGGGGGAAAAGAACAACUCGCAGAACAACCUCAUCAUCGACCCCAACAAAAUGACUUUUCCCAUUCAGAGAAGAAAACUCCACGACGAUUGGGUGCUUAAGGUGAAGUAUUUCCCCGAUCUCCGAUGCUUCGCGUCCUGCUCGCCCUGCAGCACCAACUCCUUCUUCUUGGAGGAACUAGACCGACUGAACAAUCAUGACACGGAAGAAGUCCGAGGCGUGUCUAUCCCCAAGGGUGUUAACUGCUUCAACUACUGCACCAGGGCCAACAUCAUCGCCACCGGGGGAGUGGACAAGAUCAUCAGGGUGUGGCAUCCACACAUAUUUUCCCGUCCGACAGGUAAAUGUAAACUUCUCGGCCACCUGUUCACUAUUAUAGAGAUAGCCUGUAAUGAGAGGGACCAGCAUAUUAUCAGCCUCUCUACUGCCAGGGUGUUCCGGGUGUGGGAUAUACACACUCUCACCUGUCUGCAGGUAUUUACAGACAAUGAGGAAAGGCCAGGUGAAAAGAGGAUAUACUCAAUGUUGUUUGACAAUAAACACGAGAGGCUAAUGACAGGGUCCAGUGUCCUUGAUGCCUGGCCUCUGACCCGGUCAGUGCAGGACACUAUGCAGGUGCCACACACACAUGACCGGCCACUCAGUCAGAUAUUGUACAACUCCGAGUUACAUCAAGCAGUGUCGGUGUGCACAGAGUCUUUCAUCAAGGUGUGGGAGAUGGAGACAGGCAAGCUAGUCUACUCUAUCCCUGAGGCUCACGGCCCCGGGGUUGAGAUUACAGCACUAACGCUGGACCAGUCAGGGUACAGACUAGUCAGUGGGGGAUAUGAUGGAUCAAUCAAAAUCUGGGACUUUGGCGCUGGUCAGGAGAUCAAGUCAAAGUCAGGACGAGGCACCGAGGAAGACUUCAGUAUCAUAGGGUUGAUAUACAAGAAGUACAGGGAUGACUACAUCAUCAUUGCUGCUGGCUGGAACAACAAGAUCAGGCUGCUGCUGGAUGCUGGGGACAACAACGACCUGUCUGUGACCCGAGAAUUCAGCGACAUCUACUACAUGACCCGUGAGGUCAGCAUCUGCUCGACCUCCUCCACCGACCCGUUCCGCUCCCCACCACUGCCUGCUAUAGGGGAAGGGUCUGGCAUCACCAAUGUCUUCAAGAAGGAUUAUGUGUUGAUGUCGAAUGAAGUAACUUGCAUGGCAUUGAUGGGUGAUGGGACGAACUCAAGCACUACGCUCAUCGCUACAGGGAUGAGCAAUGGGAACGUCAUCCUCUGGGAUGUGGAGAAGGCUGUGGUGGCCAAAAUAGGUCUGACUGUGGGGCAUCAUGGGGAAGAUGCUGAAGAAGAUACGAGUUUCUCCGGCGGCAGUCAACAGCCUUCACGAGCCUCCAUCUACCCCGACUCCAAAAACAUCAAGACUGUUGAGGACAAGCUUGUGAGUGAUCUGGGGGAUGGGUCCACAUCAGAUAGACAGAAGGACAAUAAAGAAAUGGAGGAAGAAGGACAGGAGAAACAGGAUGAACAACCUGAAUUUCCCAAUGAGAAGAAUGAGGAGAAGUUGAGGGAGAAGAAGAAGAAGAAGAAAAGAGUUCGGCAUGCAGAUGAGGAGAAGAAGAAAUCCAUGAUUGACCCGGAUGCCACCCUGAUAGUUGAGACUUUUGAUCCUAUCAUCGUCACUGUACAUCAAGACUCUCACAUCAGGUUCUGGAAUAUGGAGGGCGAGAUUAUGCGAGAGAUCACGCCGAUGACACGACGUCAGGGCACCCCUGUCACUGCCGUCUGUUGUGAUGAGGAUGUAGACUGCCUUGUCACUGGAGAUCAGAAGGGAUACAUUACGAUGUGGGACGUGAAGGGAUUCCUGGAAGAUGUCGAGUCUGAGGAACCGGACAAACUGAAGCAAAUUGUGAGCUGGCGAGCUCACCUGACAAAGAUUGUCUCCCUUGUCUACGUGGACUCCCUGAAGUGUAUUCUGUCAGGGUCAACUGAUGGGUCAGUCAGGGUGUGGUGGGGAAACAAGGGAAAGUUUGUUGGGUUCUUUAGCCAGCAUCGGCCGUUCAACUUCCCUGCCACAGAGGAGACUGCAGGGUCGCCGACAUUACCUUAUGACAUUACGGAGCGGCCCCUAGCUCCAGUGACGCGGAGGAAAAGUGCGACCCAGAAAAUCCGAACUGCUCAAAAGUUUGAGUACCCACUCAUCUUUAAUCAACAGAAGUGGCGGCCAUUUCGAAGAUCGGCGUAUUUGAGGCCCAAGUCAAAGCCACCACAACCAGAGGACAAGAAAUUCUUUAAAGCUCUCAUAAAACCAAGGGCAUACAAUCAUCAUCUUGAGAGCUCCACAACAGGAGAAAAGAUGCAAGGAGCUGUAUUCAGGGCUCUACCAGUGUAUCGGGUGAGGACACCAGAAAGACCUCGGACCCCAGUGAUCAGCGACUCAGUCAUGUCCAAAGACGAGAAACAUGGUCGGCCGUCAAUGCAUGGAACUGGUUUAACAAUGAAGGGAGCAAAGACUAUGGGCCGUGUGGCUGACAAAUCUGUUGGACGAGUGGUGUCACCCCUCAAACUUCACAAUAGACGGGGACUGAAUGGUAGGCCUCCUGGGAUUGGUCCAUCUCCAAACCAAUCAGGCUUCAGUAAUUCUAUAUCUCCCUCCCCCAGGAGGAGAUGACAUGGAUUGGACAGCCAUUUGAUGACAUCCUUUACAAAUCACUGUCUGUAGCGAUGUCGCCAUUCUGUAGCAGUACCUCUGAAUCAGCAUCAAACACAACAACAGUGUCAGCUUACAUGGAUGAUAUGGAAAUUAUCAUCAUAGACUGGGUUGAAUAGCAAUACAGUUUGAUCUUUUAGGGAAAACAUUGAUUCAAAUUUCCAAUUUAAAUUGUCUGUCGGACCACAGGAAUUUGAAGGUUUUAUUAAAAAAUGAAAUUAUAUUCCCUUUUUAAUUACCAGUAUAAAACAAAUAUCCUAUCGGGAUUGAAAUGAGAUGGCAAGGAAUAAUAUCCAUGGCAUAAAAUUUCAGACUUUUAAUCAGAACAGGAUUCCUACAGCCCGACAGACCACAACUGAUGCAGAAUAAAUAGGCAUUUGUGCAUUUGUCUUUUGCAAACUCCAUGUUUGAAAAAAAAGUUAUCUUAUUUUUAAUAACUCUGGAUUAUAUUUUUGUAAUUAAUAUUCUAUUUCUGAGCCCCUCUUACAUACUGAAACAGACACACAGGGUAGUGCUCAGCCCAGAUCUGAUGGGAAAAGACAGACAACUUUAGAAGACACAAGCAAGAUUAUACAUGAGUUCAAAAAGCUACCAUCAUGAAUAUUUAUUGCUGCUAGUGAGGUUCAUAUUGCAGGUGUGAUAUUAUGGACUCAGAUAUUUUUUUUGAUUUAACAUUGACAUGGACACUCUUCGCUUUUGGUUUCACACACAUUCUGCACUAAACCGUAAAGAGGUUUAAUAUCGACACUUCAAAACAUAAAUUUAGGUAAUCAAGAAUUGUUAUAUUCAUUAAAUCAAGAUCACUGAGCUUCAGAAAUCGACAUAUCUACAUUAACUAGAUCGUGGUACAACGGCCACUUGGUAUAUAACUUAGCCUCAAAAAACAACAAAUCUGGAAAGAAAAAGUAGAAACAUGCUUUUCCUGAAGCCGAGUUUCUUUAGAAGAUUGAAUUCGUUGUCAAUGACCUAAUAUACCCCUUGUUAAUCUUUUGUAGGGGGCUGCAUUGCCAAGUCAUCUGAGGUCAUGCUGUUUGCUCCCCAAGGCAUGACAGGAGAUUUUGGGAUACAUUUUUAGGGAUAUAUAAUUUGUUGUGUUUUUGACCUGCCCGUUCAUGAUAUGUAUUUUAUCAGUUUGAAGGACUGUUAAAUAAAUUGGUUAGACUCAAAGGGCUUUUUUGCAUAAGAUUCCAACAUUUCACAUAUUCAGGAAGGGCAAGAAGCCACUUGGUACAGCCAGUCUGUUUCAUUAGAUUUGUAAUAUUAUGGAGGAAAUAUGAUGAACAAUGUAAAGCCUUAUUAAGUUUUGAAAAGUUCUCAAGAAAUAAGAAUAGAUUUUUAAUAACAAUUUUUUUGUAAAUCUUAGAUGAUUGACAAGUGUAUAUUAAGUGCUUUGUUUAUGCAUUGUGUUAUUACUGUGCAAUAUUUAGGAUUGAUCAAAAUCAGUAUUUCUCUAUGAGUGAAAUAGUUGGACCCUUUGCUUUUCACAAUUAGAUUUUCACCACGCUCAUUCUACCUGGGAAACUGUUAUUAAGUAUCCAUGUAUAUCUGGGGCCGUAUUUGCAAAAAUUAGUCUUAAGUGUAGAAAUUACUGAGAAGUUUGUGAGAGUUACAUACUGCUGCUAUAACACAAUUUUUAUGCUUAACUACUUUAACACAAUACUGGAUACAUCACUGCUUUAACACAAUACUGGAUACAUCACUGCUUUAACACAAUACUGGAUACAU